AUGGCCGCCGCGCGGGCGCCUUCCCAGCAUGCCGUGCGCGCGCGUGCGCCCACGGGGACACGCCCAGGCCUGGGAGAUGAGGGAGGGCCGCUUCCGCCGGCCCGGGGGCAGGGCCUGCAGAGGCUGAGACUCCGCCCCUGCCCGGUAGUACCGCCCCAUUCCGCGCCAAGCGAAGCUGGAGCCAAAAUAGGCACUUACGAAUACGUCCAGGAGCUAUGGAGAAAGAAGCCGUCCAAUGUAAUGCGGUUUCUUCUCAAGGUGUACUGCUGCCAGUACUGCCAGCUCUCUGCACCCCACAGGGCUCUCCACCCCAUCCAGCCUGAUGAUGCACACAGAUUGGGAUACAAGAUCAAGCAAGGUUAUGUCACAUAUCAGAUUCCUGUGAGCUGUGCUGGCCACAAAUGCCUAGUUCCUAAGUGUGCCAGCUAUGGCAAGCCUGAUUAUCAUGGUGUUAAACAGCUGAGGUUUGCUUGAAGCCUUCAGUCUACUGUAGAGGAAUGAGUUGGAUGCCACCAUGGGGCUCUGAGAGUCCUGGUUUCUUACUGGUUUGAAGAUUCUACACACAAAUUCUUUGAGGUUAUCCUCAUUGAUCCAUUCCAUAAAGCUACCAGAAGAAAUCCUGAUACCCAGUGGAUCACAAGACCAGCCCACAAAUACAGGGAGAUGCAAGGGCUGACAUCACAGAUUGAAAGAGUUGUGGCCUCGAAAGAGCCACAAGUUCCCCCGGAGCCGGCCCGCGGGAGGCGCGGCCCGGAGGAGGCUUGGGCCCGGGGGCCGGGAGCAGCAGGGGAGCGGCGGGCGGCCGGCGGCGGGGAGCGGAGGCGCUUGGCUGGGCGCGGGCGGCGGCGCGAGCGGGGCGGACGUGCCCCGCGCGGCCUCCCCAUGGCGGGGAGCGGGCCGCGACGGUGGCGGCGCUGA
Molecule: messenger RNA, 918 nt
Organism: Hippopotamus amphibius kiboko
Lineage: Eukaryota; Metazoa; Chordata; Mammalia; Artiodactyla; Hippopotamidae
Product: 60S ribosomal protein L15-like
Exons: 4
Biological process (GO): cytoplasmic translation
Cellular component (GO): cytosolic large ribosomal subunit; ribosome
Molecular function (GO): structural constituent of ribosome; RNA binding
Source: RefSeq, a predicted model, not a curated record